AUGACGAAGGAAUACAAUGCCUCUAUUGGUUUCUAUUGGGCUCCAUUGCUGGUCGAAUCUAACUGUGAUGACCCGCUAAACCAUCGUGUGCAAAACCGAAUUGCCAGAAUCCAGACCAUUGAAAAGCAUGCCAAGCAUUGGACUGAUGCUGAUAUUCUCAUCUUUGAUUCCUAUGCCUGGUGGUUAGAGAACACAAUGACACUUUUGUGGGAAUCAUUUAACAGCUCUGAAGGAAUUUACAAAGAGGUCGGGAAGUUGCGUGGCUAUGAGAUGGCUUUAAAGACGUGGUCAGAUUGGUUGGAUAUCCAUGUCAACCGUACAAAGACCCAAUUGUUCUUCAUGAGCCUCUCACCUUCCCACUUCCUGGGUGCAGAUUGGGGCAUGGCUAGUGAUCAAAACUGCUACAAUGAAACGGAACCAAUUUCAAAGGAUGGGUAUUGGGGAAGUAUGUCAGACCACAGAAUGAUGCAAAUAGUAGAAGCAACAAUAGAUGAACUGAGAACAAGAGGUUUAGCAGUACAAAUCAUCAAUAUUACGCAACCCUCAGAGUACCGCAAAGAUGCUCAUCCAUCUAUUUAUAGGAGGUCGCCGGUGCCACUAACAGAAGAACAAUUAUCAAACCCUCAAAGUUAUUCAGAUUGCCUACAUUGGUGCCUCCCAGGAGUACCUGAUGUGUGGAAUGAGCUCCUCUAUGCGUACUUGUUUAAUUAUUCAUGA
Messenger RNA from Ilex paraguariensis (yerba mate), 717 nucleotides. NCBI's taxonomy places the organism in Eukaryota, Viridiplantae, Streptophyta, Magnoliopsida, Aquifoliales, Aquifoliaceae. The record is from the annotation of a GenBank genome assembly.